Messenger RNA from Colletotrichum aenigma, 1779 nucleotides. RefSeq lists its product as uncharacterized. NCBI's taxonomy places the organism in Eukaryota, Fungi, Ascomycota, Sordariomycetes, Glomerellales, Glomerellaceae. Gene Ontology annotation, biological process: regulation of DNA-templated transcription. The transcript has 2 exons. Gene Ontology annotation, molecular function: transcription cis-regulatory region binding; DNA-binding transcription factor activity, RNA polymerase II-specific. The record is from RefSeq and is a predicted model, not a curated record. Bases 1 to 1779 code for a protein of 592 amino acids. Gene Ontology annotation, cellular component: nucleus.
AUGGGACAAAGUUGGCAUCUUGGUAACACGGCGCACAGAUGUCACCGUCUCAAAAAGGCGUGCCACCCUGGCGAUUCGAUCCGUCGGCAAGCCGCCGACAAUACCCAAAGGGCAAACGCGCGAAUUGCUGAUCUCGAGGGCAAAUUGUCGAGUCUCGUGUCACUACUGCAGGAGCGCAAUGUUAUCGACAGGAACGUAUCGACGACGUCUGACACCCGAGCAGUCUAUGAUGAGCCGCAUUUGAGAGAGGCAGAUGAAAGCGACGGGCUAGAUAACAACACAGCUCGCGACCUAAACUCCCAAGAACAGGACGAUGAGCUCCAGUAUACCGCCUCCGUGCUCUCACCUCCACUUACUGGAUCUCCCGCUUCACAGAUAGCGCCCACCCCUCUGACCGCGGUAUCGGGACCAUCGACCGGUGGAAGCGCUGAAGACUUCGAGCGCUUCCGGUGGCUGAUGCUUCCGAAUUUCCCCUUCAUCUACUUUCCGUCCGACAUGACAUUAGAGAAGCUACAAAGACAACGCCCUUUUCUUUGUGAAGCAAUCCGAUGCGUAACCCCUCUGUCGGCAAGCGAGAAGCGGACGCGGGCACGUAAGCUAAAGCAAAUUCUCGGCGAGAUGAUGUUUCGUGAAGAGAAAACCUCCAGCAAACACGCGUCUAUGGACCUUCUCCUGGGGCUUUUGGUAUACAUCGCCUGGGGAUGGCAUCACGUUCUUUCAGGCUGUAGCUUGACAAGGCUGAUGACUUUUGCCACGACUUUGGUCGGGGAAAUGCGUUUGGACAAACCAGCAAGGGGACUGUCGUACCGAAUGCAAUUCUUCGCCCCAGGAAUUCAACACGAUGAUAACGAGGAAAGCGAGAUGACAACGACCCAGGUUCUGGAGUCUCAGCGUGCAGUUCUAGGUUGCUUCGCUCUUAGCUCUGCCGUAUCAGCCUACUUCGGCGAGAUGGAGCCGCUGAAAUGGACGUCUCAGAUGAACGCGGGUCUGGCCGCUCUGGAAGCUCAUCAGGAUUUAUCUGACAAAGCUUUGGUUUUCCAAGUUCGUCUUCAACUGCUGGCCACCAGAAGCGCACAGUUCGACCCCCAGGCCUCAAUGACUGGACUGCCAUCAACGGCUGUCUUGGAGGGACAAAUGUUUUUGUCACAGCUACAAGACAUUAGGGCAUCUAUGGAGUCAGAAAAUCUGCCUAAACGAGGUGUACUCCAGGCUCACACACACUAUACCGAACUCCGCAUCCUCGAAGCAGGAUCACAAAUUAGACCCCACGAGCCUUCGGAGAUGUGUCCUGGACCUUUAGCCAACAUAGCAGCUCUCCCAAGCGAUAACGUCUUUUGUCUUUGGAAAGCAGAACUCGCCGUUAACGCCUGCGCGAGGGCCCUCCUGUGUCUACCCGACUCCGCCUUUCUCGGCGUGUCGUUCAUACAGUCAAUCCAGUGGUCUCACCUCGCCAACUGUAUUGCAAUACUUUGCCAUCUCGCCAAAUCUUAUCACCACCCUGGCGCGGAUCCUGCUGUAGAGAGGGCCAUCGGCGAGCUUCCCGGUGUUCUGGAUCGCUUGGCUGAUAGGUUGAGUGCUGUUGCUGCCGAAGCUGGGGAGAACGGACCAGAUGAUGUGCUUACACAACUCGCGGAUGGGAUGCACAAGUUUCGUUCUUCGAUCGAUGUGGAUGCGGACAAUUCUGGGGUAGAAUCUGGGUCGGGUACUGCCACCUCAACGGUGCCAUUCCGGAAUCCUGGGGCGUGGUUGGGGCAUAUCUGGGAUGAUUUGAGUUCGUAA